AUGGGAGGGUCAUCAAAACAAAAAUACUACGCUGUGGCGGUUGGCCGCACUGUAGGCAUUUUCAACACGUGGGGUGAGUGUGAGGCGCAGGUCUCAGGCUUCCCACAUGCCCGCUUUAAAUCCUUUUCAACAGAGGAAGAUGCGCAGAAGUUUAUGGAUGAGAAUAAGGGAAUAGUGAAUAAGCGGGUGGUGGUUUUACCGGAUACAGUAAACCCGUCAAUGGUGGAUGAUGUACCGGCGGCGUGUACACAUACUUCUCAAAAAGAUGUAUGCCCACCGCGAACACAUACACAUGCAGAGAAGCGAAGCCGAGAAGAAAGUCACCAUGACAUGAAUAACAACACGAGUAACAGUAACAGUAAGAAUAGCGAUAAUAAGAACAACAGCAACAACAACAGCAACAACAACAACAACAGUGAGGGGCCAUUGCCAUUGAUUGAGGAUGGAAUAUCCAUCGAAUGGAUGCGUGCACGAGAAGAAGAGGCGGUGAAAGUGUAUGUGGACGGUGCGUGUCGUAGUAACGGCAAGACGGAACCCGGACGAGCACGUGGUGGAUACGGUGGUUACUACGUACCAAGAACAACCGGAGGAAAUAAUAAUAAUAGUGAUAAUAAUAAUAAUAAUAAUAAUAGUGAUCUGGAUACUCUCCUGUGCAAUUUCUCCUUACCGUUGCCGGAUCACGAGCCGCAAACAAACAACCGCGCGGAGUUGUACGCUGUCAUUCACGUUUUGCAGACCGCCCUGCAGGCCCGGCGUUGUUACAAUCUGCAUGUCUAUAGUGACAGCACAUAUGUGAUACGCGGGGCGAAUAUCUUCAUGCCAUUUUGGCUCAAACGUAAAUUUACAACGAUCAGUGGCUCACCGGUGUUGAACAGUGAUCUCUGGCGUAGACUGCAGGCACUGCGCACACAACACGAGGAACGCUACGCCGCCCGAUUGACGAUGGAGUUUGGUUUAAUGCACACAACAGCCAUGCGAGCCGCACGACGAUUGGCAUUGCGGUUUGAACAUGUGCGGGGCCACAGCGGUGUGCAUGGGAAUGUGAUGGCAGACCGUUUGGCGGUGAAUGGGGCUCUGCGGGGAAUCCGGCGCUAA
Molecule: messenger RNA, 1095 nt
Organism: Trypanosoma theileri
Lineage: Eukaryota; Euglenozoa; Kinetoplastea; Trypanosomatida; Trypanosomatidae
Product: putative ribonuclease H1
Exons: 1
Coding region: 1-1095 (364 amino acids)
Biological process (GO): DNA replication, removal of RNA primer
Molecular function (GO): magnesium ion binding; RNA-DNA hybrid ribonuclease activity; nucleic acid binding
Source: RefSeq, a predicted model, not a curated record